AUGAUGAACUUAAUUAUACAAGAGAAACACAUAAUGAUGAAAACCUACCAAAGGGAAAGCCAUAUAAACCAAAACAACAUUAAGCAAUACCUAACCGAGGAAGAAAUGGAUCAGCUGUUAAGCAACGAAGAAAUAAGAUGUAAAGCGUAUGAGACUAAAACGAAACAAUUGUUGAGAGAGAAAUUUGACAAACUGAAAGAGAAAAACAACAAUAACACUAACAUCAUAUACAAUAACAACUGGUUCUCCAACCAGACAAACAUCGAAAUACCAGAAUAUGCAAAAUUGGCGCUCUCAUUAGGCCCAAAAUUCGCACUACCAUUUAAGCAGCAAGAUUUUCCAAUAUUCAACAUAAUAGCUGACAGUGAGGACUGCAUACAGACAAUUAAAAAAAAAGAAGAGCAAGAAAUCGCGAGAACAAGAGUGGCCAUCAUACUUGACAAUGAAAUAAACAAAAGACCGUGGGACAAAACUGAAAAAUUCAUAACAAGGACAGUGGAGCGAACUCAAAAAUUUUUGAACCAAAAUAAAAAUAUAUUAAUUUUGGAUGCGGACAAAGGAAAUGUCACUGUAGCGAUGGACGAAGAGGAUUACGACAAGAAAAUGAAAAACAUCGUUAAUGAUAUGAUGACAUAUAAAAGAACAUUGAAGGAUCCAACGGCAACACUACUAAAAAAAUCCAACGAUAUCAUAGACAAAAUGGCGACACAGAACAUCAUCAACAAUAGCGAAAAGUACAAAUUGAAAUCAACAACUGCAAGAGCCCCCCGCAUUUAUGGACUACCGAAAGUCCACAAACAGGAUACACCACUAAGACCUAUCUGCUCAAAUAUAGACGCACCUGCCAAUAAGUUAUGCAAAUUCCUGGCAAACACGCUAAAAAAACUUACAGAAAAAUCUGUAUACAACGUUAAAGACUCCAUAGUUUUCAGAAAUAAAAUAUCAGACACACCAAUAUACGACGACGAGAUAAUGAUAUCCUUCGAUGUAGUCUCUCUGUUUCCAAGCGUACCUGUGGACUACGCUCUCAGGAUCAUCGAACAUAAAUGGGACGAUAUAGAAGAAUCUACCAAAUGGAAGAAGGAAUUUUUCAUAAACAGCCUGAAAUUUUGCAUAAAGGACACCCGUUACUUCAAAUAUAAGGAUCGAGUCUACACGCAACAAAAAGGACUACCUAUGGGAUCGCCACUUUCACCAAUAAUUGCAGACAUAAUGAUGGAGGACCUACUGGACGAAUGUAUGAAAAAAUUGACAACCAAACCUAGGCUAAUAACCAAAUAUGUUGACGAUAUAUUUGCCAUCAUCAAAAAGGACCAGGUGGACGUAACACUAGAAGCAUUGAACAGCUAUCACAAAAAUAUUAAAUUCACGAAGGAAGAAGAACAUGAAAACCGAUUACCGUACUUAGAUGCUCAACUCACAAGGACUAACAAC
Molecule: messenger RNA, 1434 nt
Organism: Rhagoletis zephyria (snowberry fruit fly)
Lineage: Eukaryota; Metazoa; Arthropoda; Insecta; Diptera; Tephritidae
Source: RefSeq, a predicted model, not a curated record